AUGGGCCUCCGAUUGUAUCAGCCGCCCGUCGCAUCUGACCUUCCGGCCAAAGCCACGGCUGAUAGGUCCGCGCGAUCGCGCUCGACCAUCCGUCGGGGCAUCGAGCGCAACGAAGAACGAGUUCGCGAGCGUCGCCGUCGCGUGCUUGCAGCUGCGGCUGCAUACAACAAUAGCGCCCGCCGGCCAACACGACCGCCGCCCAGCGUGCCCUCGGUCCUCCAUAGGACGACCGACCCCGACGACGCCUGGAUAGAAUCAGGGAGAGAGCGCGUGAUCGUCCCGGUGCAGGGCCCAGAUGGCAGCGUAGAGUUUCUCGAGGAUCGUGUCGCCACCAUGUUUGGUGAGCGAUGGGCGCGUUUGGAACUGGGCGGGAACUCGCUGCGCGAUGAUGGCAACGGCAAUCCCUCGCCUGCACUAAACAUGGCUGUCGAACCCGAGUUCUUUUCUCAUCGCAGCCAGCUUCGUCGCGAGCCGACGUAUACCCUGUCUAACUUGAGAUCCACACAAGCCCCCAACCAACUGUCUCGGAGUCGAACACAAUCCCAAUCUUCCGGUUGGCCCCAUGCACGCCGGCACCGAAGCGCUUUCCGAGAGGACCUUCUUCCGUCACCGGGCGGCUGGACACCGGCACACUCGACUCCCUGGGCACUUGACGCGGACGGCUUGGGUGACCGUAAUAGGAGCCUCAGCCCGGAGGGUGACCACGUAUGGGACACGCUGCUGAGCACGCUAACCCCAGACCCGCAGCCACCCAGCGUCGGAUCGUCAUUCGCAUCUGCAUCCGCAUCUGCCUCGGCCGCGGCCAGCCAGAGCCAGAGCCAGAGCCAGCGCAACCCAGCGGCUUCAUCCCGCACAUCAUUCACCACACCGGACACGGCCGACGAAACCUUGACGCCCUUUGAGUUCCCGUGCGAGUCGGGGUGUGACAACUCCGACACCGAAGGCGACGAGGACGACGAAAUGGACCAGAUGGCCAUGAUCCCGGGCCUGACCUCGUCCCGGAGGCCGUCCGCCCCCCGUAGGACUGGCGAUGACCCGGUCGAGCUUCUGGGCGGGAUUGGUGGGAUGCAGAGAAUAGUCCGCAACCUGGCGCGCCGCGAGGAUAUCCCCGAUGAGUGGUGGGCCGACGCUGGUCUGAGCCGGACAUUGUCGCGCGAGUCGUCUGGGAACUAA
Molecule: messenger RNA, 1173 nt
Organism: Dichotomopilus funicola
Lineage: Eukaryota; Fungi; Ascomycota; Sordariomycetes; Sordariales; Chaetomiaceae
Exons: 3
Coding region: 1-1173 (390 amino acids)
Source: RefSeq, a predicted model, not a curated record